UCCUGCCGCGGGAUUUUUCCCCCUCUAUCAGUGGUCUUUAACAUGAUCACAGCAUGCAGCACAAUGCUUUAAAACAGCAAAGCUUCUGGAAAACCCAAACAAAAGGAACGUCACCAGGUGACGUCAGCCUAUAUAGAGCCCUGUGUGGUCGCAGCGCAUAAGCAAAUCCAUUCUUGUACCGCUUCCCUGAAAAGCUUUUCAGUAAAUGCACUCAUGCUACUACAGGAGCUUCUCUCAGCAAUAAGCCACCCAUCUGCCAUCAACAAGUUAGGACUAAAGGAAGCCACAGCUGCGGAAAAGGAAAACGUGAGCUUCAAUUAACCAGCUGAGCAGCCACGGAGGACGAAAACUUGUGUUAAGAUUUAAAAAUUGCAGACCUGUCAGAGGAGAUCAAGGCAGCAAUUUCAAAAGGAAUAUUCCAAUAGAGCAUCGUGGAUUUUGCACUAAUAUCAAAGGACACUAAACCCAGUCAAUUAUUCAAGGCUGUCUUACAUUAGAGCCUUUCACAGACUCACGGCGUUGAGUCUCAAACUACGACUGAAUGCACCCUCCAAUGUACUCAAAAGAAUGGGCUUACAUUUCAAGUGGCCAUUAGGGGCUCGUAUGCUGGCAGCACUAUAUGCAAUGAGUAUGGUUUUAAAAAUGCUGCCUGCCUUGGGCAUGGCUUGUCCACCAAAAUGUCGCUGUGAGAAGCUGCUCUUUUACUGUGACUCUCAGGGGUUUCACUCAGUGCCAAACACCACUGAAAAGGGCUCGCUAGGUUUGUCACUGAGGCACAAUUAUAUUACUGAACUUGAAAGGGAUCAAUUUGCAAGCUUCAGUCAACUUACUUGGCUUCACUUAGAUCAUAAUCAAAUUGCAACAGUCAGAGAAGAUUCUUUUCAAGGACUGUAUAAACUUAAGGAAUUAGUCUUAAGUUCCAACAAAAUCUUUCAUUUGCCAAACACAACUUUUAGCCAGCUGCUUAACCUGCAGAAUUUGGACCUCUCUUUUAAUCAGUUAUCCUCUCUGCACCCCGAGCUCUUCUACGGCCUUCGCAAGCUACAGACCUUGCACUUGCGAUCCAACUCCCUGCGGACCAUCCCGGUCCGCCUGUUCUGGGACUGUCGUAGCCUGGAAUUCCUGGAUUUGAGCACAAAUCGCUUGCGAAGUUUGGCUCGCAAUGGAUUUGCGGGAUUAAUCAAGCUGAGGGAGCUUCACCUAGAGCACAACCAGCUGACAAAGAUUAAUUUUGCUCACUUCCUCCGGCUGAGCAGCCUGCACACGCUCUUCUUGCAGUGGAACAAAAUUAGCAACUUGACAUGUGGGAUGGAGUGGACCUGGGGCACCUUAGCAAAGCUCGAUUUGACUGGAAACGAAAUCAAAGCCAUCGACCUCACCGUCUUUGAAACUAUGCCUAACCUUAAAACCCUCCUCAUGGAUAACAACAAGCUCACCACUCUGGAUUCCAAAAUCCUGAGCUCACUGACAUCCCUCACCACCGUGGGCCUCUCCGGCAAUCUGUGGGAAUGCAGCUCAAAGAUCUGCGCCUUGGCCACAUGGUUGAGUGGCUUCCAAGGUCGGUGGGAGCACGCCAUCCUCUGCCACAGCCCCGACCACACCCAGGGAGAGGAUAUUCUGGAUGCAGUGUAUGGCUUUCAGCUUUGCUGGAAUUUAUCGACUGUGGUUACCCCUGUGGCUACGACACCGUACACAGCUCCAACUACCGAGUACACGAAAAGAAUAAGCUCUUCUCAUUUCCAUGUGGGAGACAAAGAGAUUCCAACUACAGCAGGCAUGGUCGUUACCACCGAAGAACAGUUCCCCGAGCCAAACAAUGCCAUCUUCACUCAGAGGGUAAUUACAGGAACAAUGGCUUUAUUGUUUUCUUUCUUUUUUAUCAUUUUUAUAGUGUUCAUCUCCAGGAAGUGCUGCCCUCCCACACUAAGAAGAAUUAGGCAGUGCUCAAUGAUUCAAAACCACAGGCAGCUCCGAUCCCAAACGCGGCUGCAUAUGGCCAAUAUGUCAGACCAAGGACCCUAUAACGAGUACGAACCCACCCACGAAGGACCCUUCAUCAUCAUCAAUGGCUACGGACAGUGCAAGUGCCAGCAGCUGCCCUAUAAAGAAUGUGAAGUAUAAUACCUACAGCCCAUCACAAAGUAAAUCAGAUAAGUAACCUACUUUAAAAUUGUAGGGACCUACAUCAGAUUCUAAUUUUUACAAAUGUUGACAUAAAGCCUAAUUUUCCAAGCUACUUAAUGGAAACAUUGUUUAUGGAGUGGUGCAGUAUUUUUAAGUUUUUUAAAAAAUAAAUCCAUAAUAUUUUCAGUGUUAAAGAAGCAAUGAUUACAUUCAACUUGCACUCCUAAUGUUUAAAAGUCAAAGAGAUGCUCACCUCAAACUAUGUAAAAUGUUUCAUGUUAUGUAAUUAUAUGACUGUGUGUAAACAUUUAUACCCGAGUCUCCAUAUUCUACUUUUUCUACUGCAAACAGUCUUAGGGGAAGGAGACUGGAUAUCUGUGCAGGGAUCUGUGGGGGACGUGCGCUCCGUUUGUUCCACUGCAGCUGGAGGAUCCCAAACACUGCAGCUGGCUCUGGGCACUUUAAAGGCAGCCCAGGAGGAAGAUUUUCCUCCUCUGAGCAUUUCACUCCAGUAAGGGAAGGGAGGGAAAACAAAAGGAAAAAAAAAAAAAAAAAAAAGAGCAACAAAGGUCCAGGUGGGAAUUUCAGUGCAUUGGGGUGAAUUUAUCUGAAAUAGUUUUGCUCUGUGCAUGUUCAUGGCUCAGCUUGCUGAAAGGGACAGCAGGCACAGAAAGGAGCAGUUCACACAGGCACACACACACAGGCAGGAUGGGCACACACACGGGCACACACAAGAGCAGGAUGGGCAGGACAGGCAUACCCAGCUCCAGGCAGGAUGGGCACACACAGAGGAACAAGAUGGGCACACACUGAUGAGCACUCAGCCCCGGGCAGGAUGGGCACACACACAGUUCCAAGCAGGACAGGCACACACACACACAGCCCCGGGCAGGAUGGGCACGCACACACACACACACACACAGUCCCAAGCAGGAUGGGCACACACACACACACACACACAUACACAGUUCCAAGCAGGAUGGGCACGCACACACAGCUCCAGGCAAGAUGGGCACACACAGAUGAGCACUCAGCCCCAAGCAGGAUGGGCACACACACACACAGAGCCCCAGGCAGGAUGGGCACACACACACACAGAGCCCCAGGCAGGAUGGGCACACACACACACACAGUUCCAAGCAGGAUGGGCACACACACACACACACAGAGUCUGAUGCAGGAUGUGCACACACACACACACACACACACACAGAGCCCCAAGCAGGAUGGGCACACACACACACACACAGAGUCUGAAGCAGGAUGGGCACACACACGCACACACACAGAGUCUGAUGCAGGAUGGGCACACACACACACACAGUUCCAAGCAGGAUGGGCACACACACACAGAGUCUGAAGCAGGAUGUGCACACACACACACAGAGUCUGAAGCAGGAUGUGCACACACACGCACACACAGAGCCCCAAGCAGGAUGUGCACACACACACACACAGUUCCAAGCAGGAUGGGCACACACGCACACACACACAGAGUCUGAUGCAGGAUGUGCACACACACUCACACACACAGAGCCCCAGGCAGGAUGGGCACACACCCCUCCAGGAGCAGGACAGCCCUCCGUGUGUCCCCAGACUGGCACUGCAGCUCCUUUAGAGAGGCUCAGCAUGCUGGCAUCGAUUGGAAAUAUUAAGUGCAUUCAGUCCUCGGCUCCCUGGUUUCACUUGAUGAUGCUUUUCAUGAAUUCAGGCUAAUUACUUAAUGAUGAUGAACAAACAGCAUUUCAGCACCUUUUCAUGUGUAAAUACCCUUAAUGCAAGGUUCUCUUAAUUAAAAGCAAAUACCAACAGCAAGGUUAAGGAGAAGAGGGAAGGAAGAAAGGAAGGAAGGAAGAAGCCUCUCUUUGUCCCCCUGCUGCCCCCCCAGCUGAGGCUUCCUCUGGCUGGGAAGCUAUUUUCAUGCACUAACUCCACUGGUUUCUCUGGAGACAGAAUUAGUCCCUGUAAUAUAAGCUCUCACUUGUCCUCCUCUUCCAAAAUUCAAGAUAAAAAAAGACCCCUUCUUAUAAGUUAGGAGAAUAUGACUAGUUUAUAGAAUAGUUCACUGAAAAAUGUUUUGUUUCUUACUCGAUAUGGGACAGACUCUAAACUAGUAUGACUUUUUAAAAAAUCAUAUAUAAAUAUAUAUACACAUACACCUCAUUCUAAGGGGUAAUUUGGUUUCUUUAGCCAGAAGUACCAUAUUGCUAUUUAUACUCUAUUAUGGAACUAUAUGUAAAUAUUUGCAGAUCUAUGCAGCGAUGGUGGUACUCAGAUGCCACAAG
This is a messenger RNA of Melospiza melodia melodia, 4409 nucleotides long. RefSeq names its product leucine rich repeat transmembrane neuronal 2 (gene LRRTM2). Gene Ontology annotation, molecular function: protein binding. Gene Ontology annotation, cellular component: extracellular matrix. NCBI's taxonomy places the organism in Eukaryota, Metazoa, Chordata, Aves, Passeriformes, Passerellidae. The coding region runs from base 568 to 2121 and encodes 517 amino acids. The record is from RefSeq and is a predicted model, not a curated record. The transcript is spliced from 2 exons.